Drosophila arizonae is the source of this 677-nucleotide messenger RNA. RefSeq names its product protein nipsnap (gene Nipsnap). The record is from RefSeq and is a predicted model, not a curated record. Lineage: Eukaryota; Metazoa; Arthropoda; Insecta; Diptera; Drosophilidae. Gene Ontology annotation, cellular component: mitochondrion.
GUGUGACUGCGGAAACUAUCGAUGGAAGAAAAAUGAUUCCUUAUGCCACUUGUUUGUCUGACUCUGACUUCACCUUGACUAAAGCACAAUCGUCGGGGCAGAACAUGUUGAAGCUACGUAACACCUGGUCGGCGGUGGGCUAUAAUGCCGGUCCAAUCGCGAUUCGCUGUUUGUCAACAACGGCCAGCUGCAAGGAUUCUGAAUCAUGGUUCUCCAAGCUGCUGGUGCGGAAGAUCGAGCCAACGAAGGAGUCGCACAGUCGCAUGCUCAGUGAUAAGGAAAUCAUAUACGCGCUGCAUACGCAUAAUGUGCGCCCCGAUUCCAUGGGCGACUAUCUAAAUAAUUAUAAAAACACUGUGGGCCUAAUUAAUGAGAAGAAGACGAGCCUGUCAUGCAAAUUGGUUGCCUCAUGGACUGUCCAGGUGGGCGAUAUGGAUCAGUGUCUUCAUUUGUGGAAAUAUACCGGCGGCUUCGAGAAAAUCGACCAGGCCAAAGAGGAUCUGUGGCACGAUGAGGAGUAUCUGAAGCUAAUGAACGAGCGCUCGAAAUUCUUGCGAUCCCGUCACCUGCAAUACCUGUUGGCCUUCAGCUACUGGCCACAGAUCACCAGCCGAUCGGGCAAAAACAUCUACGAGAUGCGGCAAGUAGAAACAAUUGAUUCAUCUGUGCUGCCAUAG